AUGAAAUCGUCUUGCCCUUUUUGCAGCAAGAGGUACAGCUCCUCCGCGAAUUUUGACAGACAUCUUCGAACGAUCCAUCCUUUGGAAGCAGAUGAAUGGCUGGGAAAUCAAUAUUCACUGCUGGAGCACGAUCAACCUGCAGAGACCCCCGACAACACUGACGAGAGCCCAGAGAGCAUUCCCGAUUACUAUUCAGACACGCAUUACGAUUCAGAGUCGGACAUUUUCGACCAAGAUUCGGGUAACAAUUCGGACCUCGAAUCCGAAUCAUAUUUCGUGAUGGAAGAGGCAGAUGGCGAUUCAAAUGGGCAUAGUAGGGCAUCUACGACAGUUUACGAGGGUGCUGGGGAGCCACUUUACCGCUCGGAGGACUACGACGAGUGGUCACAGAGCCUUCUCCAAUACCCAUGGCACCCAUUCCGGUCAGCAUACGAGUUCAGAAUAGCAAGCUAUUUCACACUGUCCAAAGCCUCACAGGGGAACAUCGACAGCUUCUUUCUACACGCUCCGCCGAGUAGUGGCGAGUGCUCCUACAGCACUGGGCGGGGUUUUAUCAAGAGGUUGGAGGAAAUGAACGAUAUACUGGGAAAAGCGAGCUGGAAUCAUUCGGAGGUGGAUAUUGGGGGGGAGAAGAUCUCUUACUACUACCGGGAUCCAAUGGUAGUCGUCCGAUAUCUUCUAGGGCAACGUGCCUUCCGGGAGUCAUUGGUGUAUUCGCCCGUGGUGGAGCAUAAUGAAUUCGCCGAGUGA
Morchella sextelata is the source of this 750-nucleotide messenger RNA. RefSeq lists its product as uncharacterized. The coding region runs from base 1 to 750 and encodes 249 amino acids. The transcript has a single exon. NCBI's taxonomy places the organism in Eukaryota, Fungi, Ascomycota, Pezizomycetes, Pezizales, Morchellaceae. The record is from RefSeq and is a predicted model, not a curated record.